CCAUCUCCCAGACAAGUCCUCCAGGUGGGACGAUCCGUCCUGUCGAGGGGGCGGAGGGGAUGGUUCCCACGGUAACAUUCCAUCGCUGUUGUCAAUGGCGACGCGUCACAUGGACAUAACCACGCCCCCUCUGCCUCAAGUCAGGGAGGUGUUGAGAGUAGCAGAACACAGACACCGCAGAGGACUGAUGUAUCCCGAGAUAUACCACAUACUGACCAAGGGAGAGAUUAAGAUGGCGGUGUGUAUAGAAGAUGAUUGUAACAGUGAACUGCCUCCAGCCUCUCUGCUGUUCAGAGCAGCCAGACAGUACAGCUAUGGGGUCCUCUUCAGCCUAGCCGAAACACACCGACGCCUCGAGAGACUCGCCAUGCGCAACAGGGGACCCCUCGAAGUUCCUCCAGUGAUAGUGAAGGAGUGGUCCAGUGGGAAGUCUAAGUCGGCCCUGACCCCGGAGCUGGUUCCAGCGCUGUGCUUCAGAGAGUGGACCUGUCCUAACCUGCGGAGGCUGUGGCUUGGUAGAGCCAGUGAAGAUCGCUCCCGGAGGACCAGAGCUUUCCUAGCCUGUCUCCGCUCUGACUGUCCUGCCCUACUCAACCCUGCUCAGGUCCCACAACACCUUCUGCUCAUGUGCUGCGUGCUCAGGUAUAUGAUGCAGUGGCCAGGUGGUCGUAUUCUACAGAGACAUGAGUUAGAUGCCUUCCUGGCCCAGGCAGUCUCUAACCAGCUCUACGAACCAGACCAGCUACAGGAACUCAAGGUGGAGAAGGUGGAUGGUCGGGGAGUCCAGCUGGCGUCUCUCUUCAUGGCCGGCGUGGACACGGCUCUGUUGGUCAACGAUGUGUGUGGUCAGCCGUUACCAUGGGAACACUGCUGCCCCUGGGGCUUCUUCGACGGGAAACUCUUCCAGACCAAACUGGCCCGUGCUGCCCGAGACCGCCAAGCCCUGCUCGACAUGUGUGAAGGACAGGAGGAGCUGGUGUCUCGUGUGGAGAAGAUGCGUCAGGCCAUCCUUGAAGGCAUCAACUUCUCUCGUCCUCCUCCCCCACCUCCUCCUCUCCCCCUCCUUCCUUCCUGCCCCCUCCCCCUUCUACCCUCUGCCUCCCCUCUACCCCCCCGCCCAUGGGCAACAUGCCACACCACCACCACCCUCAACAUCCUCACCCUCAUCACCACUCACACCCAGCCCAGCACAGACCCAGAGCCUUCCCAGGUCUGCAGUCGAUCCCCCCCCAGGGAGGGAAGUUGGAGAUAGCCGGAAUGGUGGUGGGCCAGUGGGCCGGGAACAAACCACUGCGUGGCAGAGGGGGAUUCAACAUGCAGGUGGUGUCAGUCGGGGCAGGGAGAGGAAGGGGUAAAGACGUCCCAGUGAAAGGAGGGCGAGGAGGUAAAAAGACCUCACCCCCUCCCCCCUCCACCAGCCCCCCCAAGUCCUCUGAGGGUGAGGGUCUUAACUCUGGGGGUGUGGCCCAGAAGCUGAACGGCAGCCCUGCAGCCUCCGCUAUUGGCCAGCCUUUGGAUCUUCCUCCACUGGCCCAGCCAAACCCGUGUGCCUUAGCCAGCAAAGACAACCAAUCAGAGGAGGCCCCUUGUUGCCUUGACAGCUGUCCUUCAGACGGAAUGUAACGAAAGAGGAUUGACUAGGCUUUCCCAGAAUGCACCAGGGUGUUCUGAAAGUGCCGUCUGUGUUCCACUGCCUUCCCCUGUCUGUUAGCCUCGCCCACCAACACACCAACCAGGAAGUCAGAGAGGGGGAGGUGCUCUGCUCAAUCAGUCGAUUUGAUUGAGGCGUUCCGCUAGCCUUUCCCCCCCUCUCUCUGCUCCUCCGUGUGAUUGGUUUGGCAGAGCAGUAAGCCCAACCCCUUGAUUUUGUCAUGUUUUAUUUUAACGAUGAGAGGUUUUUCUCCAUGAGUCCAUUUUGUCUAAGCCCCGCCUCUGCCCCAUAAAGGCCCCACCACAUGGCUGUUGUAGCCCCA
This is a messenger RNA of Salmo salar (Atlantic salmon), 1973 nucleotides long. Lineage: Eukaryota; Metazoa; Chordata; Actinopteri; Salmoniformes; Salmonidae. The record is from RefSeq and is a predicted model, not a curated record.